AUGAACAGUGGGGAAGUUGAUGUGAAACCCCUCGACCUGUUCUCCGGCCGGUCCCUGGGAGCCCCGGACACAGAGCCGAUGUCGGACGGCGUUGGGGGGGUUCUGUGGCAAAGUUCGGAGGAAGAGGGACGCAGGCUGAAGAAGAGGGAGAAGAACAGGGUGGCCGCUCAGAAAAGCCGAAAAAGACAAACGCAGAGAGCCGACCUGCUCCACCAGGCCUGCGAGCUCCUGGAGCAAACAAACAGGCAGCUGAGGAGAGAGGUGACUAAGAAUUAA
Menidia menidia (Atlantic silverside) is the source of this 276-nucleotide messenger RNA. The record is from the annotation of a GenBank genome assembly. Lineage: Eukaryota; Metazoa; Chordata; Actinopteri; Atheriniformes; Atherinopsidae.